Molecule: messenger RNA, 589 nt
Organism: Pollicipes pollicipes
Lineage: Eukaryota; Metazoa; Arthropoda; Thecostraca; Pollicipedomorpha; Pollicipedidae
Product: ribonuclease Y
Exons: 5
Coding region: 35-589 (184 amino acids)
Source: RefSeq, a predicted model, not a curated record
AAAUAUAUCAAGAGCCUCAAAAGUUGUAAAGGAAAUGGGUGGGCUGGACAUCCAGCAGCUGCUGGAAUUUGAUAUCAGCAGUGAUCUACCUGAAGAUAAGCUAGAGGAGUUGUACUCUGGCAUAGAUGCACUGAAAGAGAACAUUUCAGGAAAGCUAGACAAAGAUCAGCUUGCUCAGCUAGUCAUUCUAGCUCAAUAUGCCAUGAGAUGCAAGCAAGAACAGCUGUCUGUGGCUGUCGAGGAGAUCGAAAAACGUGCAGAAGCAUCAGGAGAAAAUGAAGAGCUUAAACAACGCAAUUCAGAACUUCAGAAGCUGGUCAACAAGUACAAGAGCAAGGGUGCAGACGCCCGGGGCGUGGAGCUCAGGACGGAGGUGGAGGAGCUACAGGCCGCCCGCAGUCAGCUGAAGAAGGACCUCAAGACCAAACAGCGGCAGCUUGAUGACGAGAAGCACGAAACGGACAAGCUGUCGGCGCGUGUGGAGGAGUUGGAGAUGGAGCGGCGCGAGCUGCGGCGCCAGGUGGAGCAGCUGAACGAGACCCUGGACGAGCUGCGUCGCGGAUAUGACUCCAGAUCGGUAGGAUCCUGA